AUGGGGGCCCGAGCCCGUCCCGGGUUCGCGUUCGGGCGAGACGCGCGCGCUGGCGGUUUCGGGUCGGGCGCAGGGCGACGGGGUCGCCGGUCCCCCAGUCGGGGGGGGGGCCAAUCGGGUGGGCGGUCCCCCGGCGGGGGGCGGGCGGUCGCGGCUCGCGAGUCGCUCGAGGGCGGUGCCGGGAUGCGGGGGGGGGGGGGGGGAAACACCAAGCGAGGGGGAAGGGGGGCCCGGUCCGGGAACAGGGCUCGCCGGAGAGGUGGCGCAUCUCAUACUAUCAUAGAACGAGCUCCUGUACACAAGAGACCUUUAACUGCUUCGUCGCUGAUCCCUCUUUCGCGCCUCACCCCACUCCCGGCCGCUCCCGCCCAACAUCUAUCUGACUCCACAAGAUUUGCCUUCCCCUCUCUAGCAUUCGCACAGGCACCAUCACCAUACCCACUCUUCUGUACUCACUCUCCUUCGAAGUGCCGUCGGGUUAACAACGUAACACCACCCGCCAAGCCAGUACAAUCGGCUCCGACGGUACCCACCUCUGCUCGAUCCCAGACGCGUCGCUCUGACCAACCUCUCCACGACCCCUCAGUGCCUCUUCAUAUCUCACCUUUCCAUCCCGUGCGAUUCUUCACCUGGCGGCAAGUCCUUCUUCCGGCUCUCGCAAAUACAGAUCCUAACAGGAGUACUCCAAAUCGAGCCUCCGCCAAGCUCGCUAGUCUUCAUCCAUUCCGGGAGUCCCCCUACGUCGGUAUUACCUCUACCCCUCACCUUUCUGAGGUCUAA
Dicrocoelium dendriticum is the source of this 780-nucleotide messenger RNA. NCBI's taxonomy places the organism in Eukaryota, Metazoa, Platyhelminthes, Trematoda, Plagiorchiida, Dicrocoeliidae. The record is from the annotation of a GenBank genome assembly.